Molecule: messenger RNA, 963 nt
Organism: Umbelopsis ramanniana AG
Lineage: Eukaryota; Fungi; Mucoromycota; Umbelopsidomycetes; Umbelopsidales; Umbelopsidaceae
Exons: 1
Coding region: 134-820 (228 amino acids)
Biological process (GO): translation
Cellular component (GO): ribosome; mitochondrial large ribosomal subunit
Molecular function (GO): large ribosomal subunit rRNA binding; structural constituent of ribosome
Source: RefSeq, a predicted model, not a curated record
GUAUCUACUUUGCAUGUAAUAUCGCACUUAAUGAUGGCCGAAAAACCCUCUAUCGAGAUUUACUAUGGAUCAACUCACUCAGGUUUAACUGUGCUCUAUUACGCAGGGGUACUAUGACAAUUGAAAGAUAUUAAUGACAGGUCAUAUUUCAUUUAUAUCUCUUAAUUUCAAUAACCUUUAUGUUUACAACCCACCUAUAUUUGACGGUAUUUCAAUGAGCAUAGGUUAUACUUGUAUGCGAUAUUGCAGUGCUUUCAAGAAAAUGCUGGCACAAAAGGGACCAAAAGUGAGCGCACGUGACGUCAAAGCCACAAUUUGGGAAAAAGACCUCAAAAAGUUGAACAGAAAAUUGACCACAGAAUUCCAUUGCACACAAAUGUCAAAGAAACCUGCUGCUGCAGAGCAAUUCGUUCGUCUCCUGGUUGCUGCCGGGAAAGCAUCACCAUCACCCCCAGUUGGUCCUGCCCUCGGUGCUCGUGGUGUGAAGUCCAUGGAUUUUUGUAAACAAUUCAACGACAAGACAAAGAACAUUAUCGCCGAAACCCCCAUUCCUACUGUCAUAACCAUCAAGCCAGAUCGAACAUUCACAUUCAUAACGAAGUCACCACCUACACCAUUCUUGUUGAAGCGUGCUGCUGGAAUAGAAAAGGGCGCUUCCAACCCUGGUACCGAAACCGCUGGCAAGGUCUCACUUAAACAUGUUUAUGAAAUUGCAAAAAUCAAGCAACAAGACAGCAACUUAAAACAUCUUAGCCUUCAAAGCAUCUGCGGUAGUAUCAUUGGCGUUGCCAAGAGCAUUGGUAUCCAAGUUGUCCAUUGAUUUUAAUAUGUAUGACCUCUGCUGCUGUUUGAUAUAUCGCAAUGUAAAUGCAACAUGGUUGUUGCUCUAGACAUUACCCUUUCUGUACAAUUAGAACAUAUUCUCUGGUCAUUUAUACAUAAAAACCGCCCAUAGAUUUCAAU